Molecule: messenger RNA, 7500 nt
Organism: Micropterus salmoides (largemouth bass)
Lineage: Eukaryota; Metazoa; Chordata; Actinopteri; Centrarchiformes; Centrarchidae
Product: NACHT, LRR and PYD domains-containing protein 3-like
Exons: 10
Coding region: 2440-5889 (1149 amino acids)
Molecular function (GO): protein binding
Source: RefSeq, a predicted model, not a curated record
UGAAAGCAAACUGGUGAGGGUCCAGGCUGGCUGGGAAGUUGUUUUUUAUGUGCUGAAGAACCAGUUUCUCAAAGCACUUCAUCAGAAUGGGGGUGAGUGCCACAGGGCGGUAGUCGUUCAUACUGCACACUGCAGACUUUUUAGGUACAGGAAUGAUGGUGUCUGUGGGAAGCAGGUGGGAACCCUCUCCUGAGAUAGUGAGAUGUUGAAAAUGCAAUACAUUCAAAAAGCUUAUUGGCUCAGGUUUUUAGUACACUGCAAUGGAUGUUAUAAGACCGAAAUUCACUCUCAGCAGGACUCCUCACAUCUGCUGUGCAUACUGACAGUGGCCGGUCCUCUGGAGGUGGAGUAGACUUUACAGCUGACUCUUUGUUGAGGAGAUGAAGAAGAUUUUGGGCUAAUGUGGCUCUUUGACUGAAGUCAGAGAGAAGAGGACUCGUUUCCUUCAGAACAACAAAACCUUCACCAGUUGAACAAAAAACAAAAAUUAAAUACCUGUUGAGCAUAAUAUAGAGUAGUACAGAUUAUUACAUGUCACAGCUUUCCAGACUCAUAAUACCGUGACAACUGCUGUCUGGAACAGGCUUUGUUUGCGCCUACAGACCAGUCAGACUGCAUGCUUUGAUAAAAUCAGUACUGAUGGUGAGACAGCAGCUGCAGACACAGGACUGAUUAUAGGAGGAGUCACUAUAAUAUAAAUGAGCAGGUAAAUCUCAUGAUGGGACGGACAUCCACAGGAACAAGCUGAGUGAGUCAGACGAGGCUUGUGUUGUAUUUCCUAGGUUUGAUUUAUCAGAUUUUGUUUCUGACCAAAUACCAGCCGAAGACAAAUGACAUUCACAUCAGCCUCUCAUGUACUUUGCUAAUUGCUAAUUAGCCAAUGUAAGCAUGCUAACAUUCUAAGCUAAGACGGUGAACAUGGUAAACAUUAUACUUGCUUAGCAUUAGCAUGUUAGCAUUGUCAUUUUGAGCAUGUUAGCAUUAGCUUGUAACUGCUGUGUGAGCACUGCCUCAGAGCUGUUAGCAUGGCUGUAGACUGUUGACCUGGUUGUUAUUUCAUCCACUGUGCAGACACGAAACAGGAAGCUGUUUUGAGAUGACUCGUGUUGUCCUCUGUGGAACAUUGGAUGCUUUCUUAGGUUAACAUCUAAUAACUGCUGAUUUACUUAUAUUUUCACAACAACAUCUAAAAACUGAGGUGCAACCUUGCUCUGUUUGGGACUGUGAGCUGCACUUGUUAGAGGAGGAGAUGCAGAAGUUAGGUCCCAAACGGGUUUCUGUGUCAGUCAAAUGGGGAAUACUACCAGCAGAGCAAUAAUGAAAGUUAGGAUAUGGUAACUCUAGUAGCUCAGGCUGCACCCUCUACUGGACUCCAUGGGUACAGUGGGUGGAGACUGACUGUCUUCCGAGCUGCAACAAUCCAUAGUCCACCUCAACGAUCGGCCACAGGCCAGCCACAGGUGCUAAACCACCACAUCAUCCACAGUGUUAGGAUGGUGGGCCACCACUGAGAAGGUCACUAGACAGACCGGUGUUUGGCAUGACCAAGAGGGAUCUGAUCAAACACCUGGGCUGUCCUGACUCCUCCCCGGGAUGUCAGGCACAGUUGAUGUACGCUCCCUCAUUACAACCAGUAACGACCGGUCCCUCUCCUCACAGAUCCCGAGUACGGAUCCUGAGAAGGAACCCGACACGUCCAAGAGAUAAAAAAGCAAAGCCUUCUGAGAAAAUAUAGAUGGCUUUGACCCUUCCUGUAAAGGGCUUGAGUGUUCUUGGCCAGAUAUUUGUAGUCCUCCUCAUUGUCCACAGGGACCCCCUGGAUGGAAACCGUAAUGGUCGAGUGUGACAGUCCCUUCUCCAUCAGGCCUUGCAGGAAGGAGAGAAUGGAUCCUACUGAGCAGGUUGACAGAUCCAUCUCCUCCUCAACGCACCAGCGCUGAAAGGUCAACCACUUAGCUUUGUAGCAGCAAGUGGUGGAGCCCACUCUCUCCACUUGGAUGUACCAACUCAGCGGAUUGUCCAGCCAGCAGUCUAUUGUCUUAACCUCUCCCUUUCAGGAACCAAACCUGGUGAAGUUGGUCCAGCACCAGAAGCGUGCCUAUGGUGUCUGACUCCUGAGCCCCCCAGACCAGAGGUACAGGCUUGUGUAACCUCUGUGUACCACCCUGCCGACCGGCGGUUGGGGGCUACCAGAAUGACGGACAACCGUUUCCCCCUCACCCUCUCUUACAAAGGAGGAAUGAGAUGGGGUGGGGCAAAUGCACACUGCAGCCCUUCUGGCCAUGGCGCGUGUGCAAAUGCAUCCAUGCCCAAGGGCGGGCUGUCCUCUGGCAGAAUCAAGAACUACAACAAACAGUGGGUGUUGUGCCAGCUGGCAAACAGAUCCACCUCCGCCCUCUCGAAGUCUAAAAUACUGCCUGACUUUUGUAGGGAGCCAAAAUGACAGCAGUGGACCUUUUGAACACUUUGGAGGAUUUAAGUGACAAGGAAUUCACUAAGUUCAAAUGGUGUCUCAAGCAGCCUGACAUGGUGAAAGGUUACCAAACCAUCAAAGCGUCUGACCUGGGGAGAGCAGAAAGGCAGGACACAGUGGAUCUAAUGGUGAGUGCCUAUAAACUUCAUGGAGCUCUGAAGAUGACCAAGAAGGUUUUAGAGAAGAUACCCAGGAACGACCUGGUGCAGAGUCUGCCAGAACCCGACCCAGGAUCAGGAGCAGCUGUCAAUGAUGUUGGAGAGACUUCAGAGAACAGAGGACCUUCCUCCUCUCAGUGUGAAGGAACUCCUGAUGCAGUUUGUCAGCGUAAACUUAAAUCUAAACUGAAGAAGAAGUUCCAGUGUGUUUCUGAGGGGAUUGCAAAAGCAGGAAACCGAACCCUUCUGAACCAGAUCUACACAGAGCUCUACAUCACAGAGGGAGGGACUGCAGAGGUCAAUGAUGAACAUGAGGUCAGACAGAUUGAAACAGCAUCCAGGAAACCAGCCAGACCAGAAACAUCCAUCAGACAAGAAGACAUCUUUAAAGGCUCACCUGGAAGAGAUGAACCAAUCAGAACAGUGAUGACAAAGGGAGUGGCUGGCAUUGGGAAAACAGUCUUAACACAGAAGUUCACUCUGGACUGGGCUGAAGACAAAGCCAACCAGGACAUACAGUUCACAUUUCCAUUCACUUUCAGAGAGCUGAAUGCGCUGAAAGAGAAAAAGUACAGCUUGAUGGAACUUGUUCAUUGCUUCUUUACUGAAACCAAAGAAGCAGGAAUCUGCAGCUUUGAAGAGUUCCAGGUUGUGUUCAUCUUUGACGGUCUGGAUGAGUGUCGACUUCCUCUGGACUUCCACAACAAUGAGGUCCUGACUGACGUUACGGAGUCCACCUCAGUGGAUGUGCUGCUGACAAACCUCAUCAGGGGGAACCUGCUUCCCUCUGCUCGCCUCUGGAUAACCACACGACCUGCAGCAGCCAAUCAGAUCCCUCCUGAAUGUGUUGACAUGGUGACAGAGGUCAGAGGGUUCACUGACCCACAGAAGGAGGAGUACUUCAGGAAGAGGUUCAGAGAUGAGGAGCAGGCCAGCAGAAUCAUCUCCCACAUCAAGACAUCACGAAGCCUCCACAUCAUGUGCCACAUCCCAGUCUUCUGCUGGAUCACUGCUGGAGUUUUGACAGAAGUGGUGAAGACCAGAGAGGGAGGACACCUGCCCAAGACCCUGACUGAGAUGUACAUCCACUUCCUGGUGGUUCAGUCUAAACUGAAAAACGUCAAGUAUAAUAGAGGAGCAGAGACAGAUCCACACUGGAAUCUAGAGAGCAGGAAGAUGAUUGAGUCUCUGGGAAAACUGGCUUUUGAGCAGCUGCAGAAAGGAAACCUGAUCUUCUAUGAAUCAGACCUGACAGAUUGUGGCAUCGAUAUCAGAGCAGCCUCAGUGUACUCAGGAGUGUUCACACAGAUCUUUAAAGAGGAGAGAGGGCUGUACCAGGACAAGGUGUUCUGCUUCGUCCAUCUGAGUGUUCAGGAGUUUCUGGCUGCUCUUCAUGUCCAUCUGACCUUCAUCAACUCUGGUGUCAACCUGCUGGCAGAAGAACAAACAACCUCCCAGAAGUCUGAAAUAAGAAAAGUUGAAUCUGUAGGGAUGCAGUUUUACCAGAGUGCUGUUGACAAGGCUUUACAGAGUCCAAAUGGACACCUGGACUUGUUCCUCCGCUUCCUCCUGGGACUUUCACUGCAGACCAAUCAGACUCUCCUACGAGGCCUGCUGACACAGAAAGGUAUUUGCUCAGAAACUAAUCAGGUAACGGUCGAGUAUAUCAAGAAAAAGAUCGAAGAGACUCCCUCUACAGAGAAAAGCAUCAAUCUGUUCCACUGUCUGAAUGAACUGAAUGAUCAUGCUCUAGUGGAGAAGAUCCAACAGUUCCUGAGUUCAGGAAGUAUCCACAGAUAUAAACUCUCUCCUGCACUGUGGUCAGCUCUGGUCUUCAUCUUACUGUCAUCAGAAAAAGAUCUGGACGUGUUUGACCUGAAGAAAUACAAUUACUGUGCUUCAGAUGAAGAACUUCUGAGGCUGCUGCCAGUGGUCAAAGCCUCCAAGAAAGCUCUAAUGAGUGGCUGUAACCUCUCAGAGAGAAGCUGUGAAGCUCUGUCCUCAGUUCUCAGCUCCCAGUCCUCCAGUCUGAGAGAGCUGGACCUGAGUAACAACAACCUGCAGGAUUCAGGAGUAAUGCUACUGUAUGGCGGACUGGAGAAUCCACACUGUUCACUGGAAACCCUGAGACUGAGUGGCUGUAACCUCACAGAGAGAAGCUGUGAAGCUCUGUCCUCAGUUUUCAACUCCAAGUCCUCUAGUCUGAGAGAGCUGGACCUGAGUAACAACAACCUCCAGGAUUCAGGAGUGAAGCUGCUGUAUGCUGGACUGGAGAGUCCACACUGUACACUGGAAACCCUGAAACUGAGUGGCUGUAACCUCUCAGAGAGAAGCUGUGAAGCUCUGUCCUCAGUUCUCAGCUCCCAGUCCUCCAGUCUGAGAGAGCUGGACCUGAGUAACAACAACCUGCAUGAUUCUGGAGUGAAGCUGCUGUAUGCUGGACUGGAGAGUCCACACUGUAUACUAGAAACUCUUAGGCUGUCAGGCUGUCAGAUCACAGAGAAAGGCUGUGUUUCUCUGGCCUCAGCUCUGAGCUCCAACCCAUCCCAUCUGAGAGAGCUGGACCUGAGCUACAAUCAUCCAGGAGACUCGGGAGUGAGGCUGCUGUCUGCUGGACUGGAGGAUCCACACUGGAGACUGGACACUCUCAGGGUGAAGCCUGGUGGAGUCCGAUGCUUGAGACCGGAUCUGAGAAAGUAUUCCUGUGAACUCACACUCGACACAAACACAGUAUAUAGAGAGAUCAAACUGUCUGACAACAACAGGAAGGCAACACGUGUGAGGGAGGAUCAGUCAUAUCCUGAUCAUCCUGACCGCUUUGACUCCUGGCCUCAGCUGAUGUGUAGAAAUGGUCUGACUGGUCGCUGUUACUGGGAGGUUGAGUGGAGAGGAGCAGCUGAUUUAUCAGUGAGUUACAGAGGAAUCAGCAGGAAAGGAGGCAGUCAUGACGGAGGGUUUGGAUGGAAUGAUCAGUCCUGGAGUCUGAACUGCUCUUCUAGCGGUUACUCUGUCAGUCACAAUAAGACAGGAACAUCGUGCUCCCUAUCCUCCUCCUCCUCCUCUGGUAGAGUAGCAGUGUAUUUGGACUGUCCUGCUGGCACUCUGUCCUUCUACAGAGUCUCCUCUGACACACUGAUCCACCUCCACACCUUCAACACCACAUUCACUGAACCUCUUUAUCCUGGCUUUGGACUCUGGUCUGAUUCCUUCUCCGUGUCUCUGUGUUCUGUGCAGGACAGGGAGUCUCCUCCUUGUUAAAGCAGUGGUUCUCAAACUUAUAACCCCCUUCAGAGGCCAAAACAGGUUCAUGCCCCACCACCACAUAAACAGUAGAUUUAAUUUUAUUCAGUCAUAAACAACACAGGUGAUUGAGAAAAAACAAGAUUCAGGUUAGCAAAAUAGCAUUGCUAGCAGCAGAGCACUUUUGUUGAUGUCAUUAACAUGAAUCAUGUUCAUCCAACUUUAGGUCUGCUCAACAUCCAUGCCCCCCUUAAGUGGCUCUACCACCCCUAGUUUGAGAACCACUGUGGUAGAGAAACAUUGACACUGCUGAACAGAUCAGUUGAGUCUGUCCUAGGGGUGUGUAUAUUCACUGGUCUCAAGAUUCGAUUAGAUUGCAACUCGAUAUCUCGAUGCAUCACCUCUAGGGGAGGGAAUCUUUAGGCAUCUCGUUACGAUUAUGAGGCCUACAAUGCAAUUUUUAAACAAAUAGGAUGAAGAUGCAACUACUUAGUACUUUCAAACCAAAGUAUUUGUAAUUACCAACCAAGUAGUUAGUAAUGGCAUGUGGCUUUUUAAACAUUACUUAAAUAUAUAAAUAAAUGUAGCUAACGUUACAUGGUAUUAUAUUACAGUUUUAUUGCAUUAUUACAGCAAUAAAUUCUUACAGCAUUAUUACUGACCUGUUUUGUUGCUAUUUUAAUUUCUGAUGCAGCAAUCAUUAGUAUAGAUUCAAAUACGGGAUGAAUAACACACUUUACUAUGCUCCAGCCACACCAUGUUCACUCCACCUUAGUACAUCUGGGGGGUUUUUUGUCUUGUCUAGUGUAGUUAAAUGUUUGUGUCUUGUUAAGUUGAUUAUUGUAAUUUUGUUUUGAGCACUGGACCAUGAGAAACGGAAUUUCAUUCCUUUGUGCACUCAAUAUGUGAAUGAACGACACUAAACAAACUUAAACUAGCCACCGCCAGCAGCUUCCAGACUGCAGUCUAACCAGACGUUAGCUAGCACUAACCGCCCUCACUUUUCAAGCAGUUGGAAAACAACAGACAGACUUUAAUUAACGGACACACUGUGACCUCCACUGUACAUUUACUGCCAGGCAUCAUUUUACUCUGCUCCACUUGCUUUCACUGUCACGUUCUGCCGCCUAUCACUUAGAUUGUGUCAUUUGAAGAAUGAGGAGAGGACGGUAGCCAGCCGUUACCGUGCUCGCACAAUCAGUAAAGUUAGUUGUGCAUUGAUAUUAAUGAUUGUGUGGAAUUUAAAUUGCUGCAAUCAUUCAUUCAACACAUGCAGUCUUUUACAGACACAUGAUUUGAUUUUUGACAUUUGUGAAUCGGUUCCGAAUCGUCCAAGUCCGCAUCCCAAUACAUCUAAGAAUAAAUUAUUUUUCACAUCCCUAGUCUGUACAGGAUCACAGUUCCAGAAAUCAGCUUCUUGUAAUAAAUUCAUCAAUGAACUUUGUACAAAGUGAUUAAAAGGGAUUAAACAGAUUUCUUAAUUUUCAUUGUAAACUUCUUCCACUUCCAGUCCUUUAAAGAUAGAAGCUCUGAUCAUUAAAUGGUGGAAAUGCCGUUGACUUGGACCUUCUGUCAUGUGUUGCUUUGAAUUCUGGCUCUUGUUCCAAUAAAAGCAGAAUGUUACUGUGA